UCCUUCGCAUUGUACCACCCGCCAAACUGAUGUGAGGACUUAAGCCAGGGUUUAAGCCAAAUUCGUCUCCCCCAAUUUUCUCUCUCCAUGUAAUCUCUUCAGCUUCUCUUUCAAUGGAGUUUCAUACCUCCUCAUUUCUAGCCAAACCCCAUUUUCCAUCCUCAAUCUCACCUUUCUUACCUCCAUCUUCACUCACAACUCUCACCAAGAAAACCCCUUUUAAAUUCCGCAAAACCCACCUCAAAUCCUUCCCAAACCCACCUUUUUCGACUAAUUUGCCACUCCAAAAAACCAAAAAAUCUCACAUUGCUGCUCGUUUCGGCCGACCCACAAAGCGCAGGAACUCUCUAAGGAAGAAGCUCACUGGUGGUGACUCACAGGUGCGUCAAAACCCUCAAAACAUUAUUGACCCAGUUCAUCAUUUUGUUGAUAAUCAAGUUUCUGAUUUGAAUUUAAGUAGUGAUAGAUUGGAAAGGGUUACUGGGGAAAUUGGUAGUUCUCAAAUUGAUUUUGAAAGUAGUAAUUUAGGGAAUUCUAAGAAAUUUGGGGAAUCUGUUUUGUGGAAUAAAUUGGAGGGUUGGGUUGAUCAGUAUAAGAAAGAUAUUGAGUUUUGGGGAAUUGGGUCUAAUCCUAUUUUCACUGUUUUUCAAGACUUUGAUGGUAAUGCUGAGCGAGUUGUGGUUGAUGAGGAUGAAAUUUUGAAGAGGAGUGGAGUUGAGCCGUUGUAUUAUAAGAAAGAGAGUGAUUUAGGAGAUUUUUAUGAAGUGAAUUCGAAGAUUUCGCAUGCCAAGUUUUUAGCUAAAGAAAUAGAGAGUGGGAAGAAUGUAAUUCCUAGGAAUAGUUCUGUUGCUAAAUUUGUGGUUUCUGGGGAGAAAUCUGAUGUUGUUAGUAGAAUUAGGAGCUUGAUUGUCCCGCCAAAGUCACUAGCAAAGGCCUCAAAGGUUGGCAUUGCUGUGGUUUGUGGUUUUGCAUUUGUUUGGAUGAUCAGAAAGUUGUUUAGUUUAGGAGGAAAGGAGACGGAGAUGUCGAGUUUUGAGAAGGAAAUGUUGAGGAGAAAGAUGAAGUCGAGAAUGGGGAAGGAGAAGGUGCAGAAGGGUAGUGUUGAAGUCAUGGAAAAACCAUCUGAAAUGCCUACUGUGUUCACUGAAAGGCCUAGUCUUGAUAAGGAGGAGGUGUUGAAUAGCAUUAGGGAAUCAAAAGGGUCAAAUAAUGGUCUGGUUGUUCAAGAUGUUGGUGGUGUUCGGGAGACUGCAUCCAUUGAUGUGGAUGUUAAGAUUCGGGAAAUACAGAUGAUGGCAAGACAUGCACGUGAGAUUGAGAAAGGAGAAAGCUCUCCAAGUGAAGGGGGUGAAUUGGAUGAACAAGCACCCAAUAUUUUAAGUGAAGAAUCUACAGAGGAACUUGAUGAAGAUGUUUCAGAGGAACAUGAUGAAGGUGACACGAAUCCCACGAAUAAAGUUUUAAGUGAAGAAUCUGCAGAGACAAGGAUUUUCAAUGGCGCUCUAGGGAUGGAAAUCUUAGGCAACCACGAAAAACAAAGUGGCAGUUCUCAAUUCAUCAGUAAAGAGGUUUCUGAGGGGAAUGAGGAUGUGGAGCCCCAUAGCAUUUCGAAUGGUAGGAUUUCGAAUGGUGAUUCAAAAACCCAAGCUAAUAGUCUUAUUCAGAGCCAUGAUAUUUUAAGUUCAUCAAACUUAACUGAAGGGAGCCAACUAAACCCAUCAAAGAAAACACCUGUGAGAAGGAAACCAAAAAUCAUACGCUCCGUAAAAGAAGCUAGAGAGUAUCUCUUGCAGAAACAUGAUAAAGAAUCUCGAGUUGGUGAUAUUCCUACCACAGCUGCUGCAGAAGAUGAGAGAAUGGACAAUUGUUUCAGACAGAGGCUAGAAGAGGGUGACAAGGCAUUAAAAUCUUUUGAUGCAGACAGGGAAGUGGACUCCGUCCCUGCUCUUAAAGUUUCUGGGUAUUAUGCUGUAAAAAGAAAUGAUGGUUUGGCAACUGAUACUAAUGGAUUAAAGCUAGAAGCAGAUACGAGUAGUAUAUUGUCGCAGAACAGACUUUCUGAUCCACCAAGUGUUGAAAACUCAGGUGUCGAUAGUGCAGUAAAUUUGGUUAAAACUAUGAAGAUUAGUGAGAUGUUCAAGCCCAGUGAUUCACGUGGAAGUUCAAACUUUAUUCCUGGUGAAAAUGAUGUAUUGGAUGCUAGUCCAGAAGCAAAUAAACCCCACUUAGCUGAACUAAGAUCGGAAGAAGUAGAUACAUUGGACGGAACGCCCAAGCCUACUGAUCUGAGUAAAACAUCAGACCUUGAUUCUGGACGAAAUGCAUUUCAUAAUACCAAUAAGUUGACAAAAGAAGCAGGUGUUCCUUAUGAAAAUGUCAUCGAUGAUGCCAAUCUACAGAAAAAGGUUUAUCUCUCUAAUGGCAAUGGUAAUGUCAAACAUGAUGAAAUGAAUAAAACACCCAAUCCUACCAAAGAGAGUGAGAUCGUUGUUCCUGCUGCUGUUAGAAGAGAUCUAGAUGGUUUUGAUUCCGAGAAAAAAGAAUUUCUUCCAAGAGAGAUAAAUGAUGAAAUUGAUCACAAAGAAGAGUUGUUUGCUAAUAAAGAGAAUUGGUUGGAGAAAAACUUUCAUGAAGUCGAGCCUAUUGUGAAGAAAAUAGGUAGUGGAUUCAGGGACAAUUACAAUGUGGCUAGAGAGAAAAUAAAACAGGAGGUGGAUACAGAAUUGGACUUGAUGACACUUGGGUCUAUUACGAAUGACACCGAGCUUGAGUGGAUGCAGGAUGAUAAACUUAAAGAAAUCGUUUUCAGAGUUCGAGAUAACGAGUUGGCUGGGCGAGAUCCCUUCAAUUCUAUGGACCCUGAAGACAAAGUUGCAUUUUAUAAGGGCCUUGACAGUAAAGUUGAAAAAGUGAAUCAGGAAUUAUCAAUUCUGCAUGAAUGGCUCCAUUCAAAUAUUGAGAAUGUUGAUUAUGGAGCAGAUGGUAUCAGCAUAUAUGAUCCACCAGAAAAGGUUAUACCCCGAUGGAAAGGUCCACCACUGGAUAACAUUUCCGAAAUUCUGAAUAAUAGCGGAAAUCAACAACAGGUGGAAUCAUCUCUUCAAAAGGCGAAUGAAUCUACGAAAUCUGAUUCUAUUGAGACAUCCCAGGAAGCCUCUACCUCAAAUUCACCCAGCAGAGAAAAGAUAUCUAAAAUUUCAAAGACUGUAAUAGAGGCAAGUGAUGGUUCAAUUAAACCUGGCAAAAGGUCUGGGAAAGAGUUCUGGAAGCACACAAAGAAAUGGUCUCGUGGAUUUGUGGAAUCCUAUAAUGCAGAGGCUGAUCCGGAGGUGAAAUCUGUCAUGAAGGAUAUAGGGAAAGAUUUGGAUAGGUGGAUUACUGAAAAAGAAAUAAAAGAUGCAGCUGAUUUGAUGGAUAAAAUUCCUCAAAAGGGCAAGGAGAACAUAGAGAAAAAGUUAAGCAAACUAAGGAGAGAAAUGGAAAUGUUUGGACCACAAGCUGUAGUAAGCAAGUAUCGCGAAUAUGCUGAAGAGAAGGAAGAAGAUUACUUGUGGUGGUUUGAUCUUCCUCAUUUACUGUGCAUUGAAUUGUAUACAUAUGAUGGCGAAGACCAAAGGGUUGGAUUUUAUUCAUUAGAAAUGGCUAUGGAUCUUGAGCUCGAACCAAAGCCUCGUCAUGUGAUUGCCUUUGAAGAUACUAGUGACUGCAAGAACUUUUGUUACAUUAUACAAGCUCAUUUGGAGAUGAUUGGCAAGGGAAAAGCAUUCAUUGUUCCACAACCUCCCAAGGAUGUUUUUCGACAAGCUAAAGGAGAUGGCUUCGGUGUAACUGUAAUUAGGAAAGGGGAAAUAAAGCUCAAUGUGGAUCAAACACUAGAAGAGGUGGAGGAGCUGAUUACUGAAAUUGGAAGCAAGAUGUACCAUGAUAAGAUCAUGCGAGAGCGCUCUGUUGAUAUAAGCUCCUUGAUGAAGGGUGUCUUAGGUGUUAGUCCACCCUCUAAGAGGAAAAGGAAAAAGCGAGCUCGGAAGAAACCCAGUAAAUCAUGAACACUACCCUUCAGAAGUUUGUAUUGAACAAUAUCAGCUAAUUUUUUAUAUCAGGAUUUUAAGGAAAUAUGGAGUGUCACCUUCAUUUCUUGUUCAGCAUUGGACUGAAGUUUGCCAACAGGGGAGGCAACAUAAUGUCUCAAACAACAGCUUUGGAUGCAGACUGACCAACAAAGUUGUCACUCUAAGUAUUGCCUUGUAAAAUAGAUGUGAGGAUUCUUCCUUCAUUGUAUAGAUAGAUAAACAAGAUGCAAUCCAUCAUUGUCAAUUAUACAAGUUUCGAAAUUUCAAUCAAAUCUUGUUGCAUAUAACUACA
This is a messenger RNA of Spinacia oleracea (spinach), 4362 nucleotides long. RefSeq lists its product as uncharacterized. The transcript is spliced from 6 exons. The record is from RefSeq and is a predicted model, not a curated record. Bases 114 to 4046 code for a protein of 1310 amino acids. Lineage: Eukaryota; Viridiplantae; Streptophyta; Magnoliopsida; Caryophyllales; Amaranthaceae.